Molecule: messenger RNA, 907 nt
Organism: Lactuca virosa
Lineage: Eukaryota; Viridiplantae; Streptophyta; Magnoliopsida; Asterales; Asteraceae
Source: the annotation of a GenBank genome assembly
CUAUUCACUAUUUCCUUUUUCAUUUUUAAUUUUUAUUAUCCUUUUCUUUAAGCCCCAGUAAUUGUCUUCCUUCCAAUACAUUGCUUCUUCUUCUUCUUCUUCUUCUCCUUCCUGAGGAGGAAAGGUGAUGUUGCAGGGACCUCCGGGAUUAAUUGGAAACUCCGGCGAUGUCGCCACUCCGGCACAGCCGCCACAACAACCAGUACAAGCUCAUGGAAGUGUUGCAGUUGAAUUAGGCGGUGGGUUUAGCGAAGAAGAAACUGGAGGAAGAAUCGAAGGUGAACGGAGUGGAAACGGAUGGCCGAGGAAGGAAACAUUGGCGCUGAUUGAAAUCCGGUCGAAAAUGGAUUUCGCUUUUCGUGAUGCGAGUGCCAAAGGUCCAUUAUGGGAUGAAGUUUCAAGAAAACUUGGAGAGCUCGGGUAUCAUCGAAGUGGGAAGAAAUGCAAGGAGAAAUUCGAAAACGUCUACAAAUAUCACAAGAGAACCAAAGAAGGUCGCACCUCCAAAGCCGACGGAAAAACCUAUCGAUUCUUCGAUCAAUUAGAGGCUCUCGAAGCAAAUACACAAAGACCACCGGCCGGAAUGACAACCACCACCACUCAACAUCCAUUCUCACAGCCGUCUAUUGUAAUUCCUUUCAACGUCACUGGAUCUCAUUCUCAUCAGACAAACGUCAGUCCUAUCUCCGUUGCAGCACCAGCGAUGGUUAAUCACGGUGGUACCGGUAGCGGUGCAGGUGCCUUUCCGUUUUCGUCUUCGAACACCACGUCUUCAUCUACUUCUUCCGACGAGGAGCCGCCGGAACUCAGGAGGAAGAGGAAGAGGAAGUGGAAGGAUUUCUUUGGGAGGAGAGAUCCAUCGCCGCCGCUAAAGACGCCGCCGUCAUCACAUUCUUACAGAAGAUAA